Xiphias gladius (swordfish) is the source of this 6048-nucleotide messenger RNA. It is a transcript of the gene lrrfip1a, whose product is annotated as leucine rich repeat (in FLII) interacting protein 1a. Gene Ontology annotation, molecular function: DNA-binding transcription factor activity, RNA polymerase II-specific; RNA polymerase II cis-regulatory region sequence-specific DNA binding. The record is from RefSeq and is a predicted model, not a curated record. The transcript is spliced from 22 exons. The coding region runs from base 375 to 4958 and encodes 1527 amino acids. Gene Ontology annotation, biological process: regulation of transcription by RNA polymerase II. Lineage: Eukaryota; Metazoa; Chordata; Actinopteri; Istiophoriformes; Xiphiidae.
UAAGCUAUAUAUCCGACUUCACGUGAAGGCGGCCUGAUUGAGUCCAGACUUUGAAGUUUCUGUGACAGGUCCCAGUUUGUGAUUCCGUCGGGUGGUGGAGUCGUACCGCCGCGAGAUAGAAAUGAAAUCAUUCUAAAAUAUCCCAAUUGUAGUUCAGCUACAGUUAGUGUUUCUUUUUUUUUUUCAUGGACUGACCGACGGGAACGGGCACGGUUUAAAAGGAGAGUGGGAAGCUACAGUGAACGGCUCCGACUGAAGACGCUAGUGAACGUAUCAGAAACGCACGUGGGCCAGAUGCCGCCAGUCCCCGCUACAGUCUGAACCGGACUUCGCAGCGAGUUAAUGCGUCGUUACAGGAAGAAGUGUUAAAACGGAUGUAUGACAAUGACCCGUGCUGUGAGCGCGACCAGCCACGUGGGUGGAUAAACUGUUCGAGAAAAAACAUGGGAACUCAAGGCGCAGGGCGGAAAAGGUCUACCAAGAAGGAGAGGUCGACGGCAGAGGACGAUGCCCUAAAUCUCAUAGCGAGAGAGGCCGAGGCCAGGCUGGCAGCAAAGAGGGCAGCCAGGGCAGAAGCCAGAGAGAUCCGCAUGAAGGAGCUGGAGAGACAACAGAAAGAGAUCUUUCAGGUGCAGAAGAAGUAUUAUGGCUUGAACACCAAAUUCGAUGACCGUGUGGACAGCAGAUGGGGAGAUAUUGAACAAUGGAUGGAGGACAGUGAGAGAUACUCACGUUCUUCACAGAUACACAUGCUCUCAGACGACGAUGAGCGGAUGUCAGUGGGAAGCCGGGGAAGUGUCAGGAGCUCCAGACUGAGUGAUGACAGCCGAGUGUCUCGUGCCUCCAGAUUAGACCUGCAGCCGACUUCUUACGCUUCCUCUGAUUUGUACAGUCUCAAUGGUCUGUCCACCUCAAGAAACUCAGGUUCAACUUUCAAUGGUUACCAGUUCUACAGGUCACUCAAUCAGAUCACCCAGCAGCUCUAUAAUAGGAGCUCCUUAUAUGAAGACAGUCUCUGCAGCGGAUCACGGCGAGUCACUGGAUCCAGCUGCCAUCCUUUAGAGUUCACUAGUUAUCGCCGUUCCAGCUCCAGAGCUUCCAGCAGGGCCAGUUCAGCCCGUGCCAGCCCAGUGGACAACUGCGGCUCUGUUGCCAGUUUUUUGAGGAGUGCAGCCAAUAGCAGGGGCCUCUCUCGGGACCUGGACGAUGUUACUAUUCCUGACUUUUCAGAUGUGGAGGACAGAGAUUAUCUUGAGAAGGGAUCUCGAGCAGCUUCUGCUUCAACUGCAGCAACCCUCACCUCCUCAGGUGGGACGUCCUCCCGGAGAGGGAGUGGAGAGACAGCUAUAACUGUAGACACUGAGACCUCCAUACGAGAAAUCAAGGAGAUUCAUGAACUGAAGGAUCAGAUUCAAGAUGUGGAAACCAAGUACACACAGAACCUAAAAGAAGUCAAGGAUGCAUUAGCAGAAGUGGAGGAGAAGUAUCGUAAAGCCAUGGUGUCCAAUGCCCAGCUGGAUAACGAGAAAAACAACUUGAUGUACCAGGUGGACACACUCAAGGACUCACUCAUGGAGCUGGAGGAACUGCUGUCUGAGUCCCAGCGAGAAUAUAAGGAGAAAGUCAAGGAAUACGAGCGAGAGAAACAUGCCCACAGUCUCCUUCAGUUCCAGUUCAAUGAAAUGAAAGAGACACUAAAACAAAGUGAAGAGCUACUAAAUGAGAUCCGUCAGCUGCAUAUGAAACAAGAUGGUUUUGUUAGAGAAAUAUCUGACCUGCAGGAGACAGUGGAGUGGAAGGAUAAAAAAAUUGGGGCCUUAGAGCGACAGAAAGAGUACACAGAUGCAAUCCGAACUGAGCGAGAUGAGCUCAGAGAGGAGGUGGUGAAGCUGAAAGAUAUUCUGAAGAAACAUGGAAUAGUAUUGGGACCCGAUCUAAACAUCAAUGGGGACAUUGGUGAAGCAGAAGUUGACAGGUCCCCCAGUGGAGAAUCUGCCUGCCAACCAGCUCAGGAUUCACAGACCAACCCAACAGAGGGGAACAGCAUGCUCGGCAACACAGAGAAGACUCAGUUGAGAAGUAGCAGAGAGGAAGAGGUGGAUCCUGAGCAGCAUCAAGAAAUGCUGAAAGAGGAAGACAAAGAGAAUCAGUUGAGCUAUGAUACACUCUGUAAUGUUGCUGAUGUGUCCACACUGGAAACAUCUAGCGAAGAACAGCCGACACAUGAACAACAGACAUGCUUAAGCACAGAGGAAGACAGCGUUGGAGAAAGCGGCCUCAGCAAGGACUUAAAUGUUCAAAGUAAUGACCGUCCAAUCACAGAAGCCAAAGAUAUAAUUGUUUGCAGCCCUGAACUUCAAGAAAUUGUAACAAGUGCUGAGGAAAAUAUUCCAGAAACAGAAACGCCUGAGGGUGGAGAUUUAGGGGAGACAAAUAACCCAGAUUCAGGGGAGACAGAAACCAAAAGCAGUAGAGUUAACACACAGAGUGAUGAUUUUAGAGAGGCAAAUAACAAGCUUUUUGAAGAGCAAGAAAACAAACAGGAAGAAACUGAGGAAAGUAAUUUUAGGAAUACACAAUCAUGUUCUCAGCAAAAAGUCGUCAAGGGUGUUAUGAAAGAAAAUUUACCGCAUGAGACCAUCUCAGCUGCGUCAAACACCGAACCGCAACAAGAGCAGGAGAAUGCAGAAGAGGCAGAGAACAAUGAGGCAGAGGAAAUAUCCACUAAGUCUCAGGUUGCUACUGCUUCAGGGAAAAAGAAGAAAAAGAAGAAGAGGGGCAAAAAGAAAGGAGGGAACCAACAAAAAGAUGGAACAGAAAAAGAAAAAAAUGAAACAGAAGAAUCAGCAAAGAGAGAGAGAGGGUCAACAACAGAACCUAACAUUGAUAUUUCUGUCACUGAAACCCUCAAGGAAUCAAAGAUGGAUCAAGUUAAGAAUGAGCAGGACAGGCAAGAAACUGAUGAAGUAGAUACAGCAAAAGUUGUUGCACCCACUGAAACCCUUUCUCACAUUGAAACUCCCAAGGAAAUAAGUGUGGAUCAUGUUGAGAAUGAACAAAAUAAGGAACAAAGUUUGGAAAGUGAAACAGUAGAAACAGUAGAGGCUGUGGCACCCACUGAAACUUCUGCCCACCUUGAAACUGUCAAGGAAUUAAGAAUAGAACCCACAAAGGAUGAGCCACAAAAAGAACAAACCUUGGAAACAGAGAACGUAGGGAAAGUAGAAUCUAUAACAAGUCCUCCAGAGACCAAUCUCAGUAUAUCUGAUCUUAUUGACCCCUCCAACAGCACAGAGAGCACUGAUGGUUUUGACAAAGAGUGUACUUGCAGUGUAGAUAACUCUGUAAGUGGAGACAUCUCAACUAAGGGUGAAUUCAUCCAAAGUCAGUCAGAAAUUGUUUAUAAUGUAGAGGAUGAAAUUGGGUCUGUUGACGAGACGAAGCCUGAAUGCUCAGCUAAUAACCCAGAAAACAGCCUUGAAACAAACAGUAAGGAAAACACUGAAGCUGAAUCAUGUGUUCCAAGCAAUGGUGACAUUGCUGCUGAUGAAUCUGAAUCCACAACCAAUUCUGAGAGAAAGGACUUCACAUCAGUCUUGUCGCCAUAUACUAAUGACUUAAGCGACUGUCUCAAAAGCUCAUCUGACUCAGAGUUACCAUCAGAGCUGACUGUAGCCAGGAACUCCCUUAGCGAUGACACUCCCACCAAGAUUUCUGACAGUGGACUAGAGGAGGCAACUGAGACAGUUAAAGAUGAAGAGGAGUCGGGAAUAGAGACUGAACAAGAAUGCUUUCCUCCCAGUGUCAUUUCUCCCAGUCAUGAUGGUGGUACGCCAGACCUAAAACAAGAUGGAACACAAAAGGAGAAGCUGAACACAGAGUUGAGGGAACCUGAAGAGUUAGUUGAACCAGACGGAUCCUCACAUGAUGAAAAAAGUGACAGUUUUGACAGCACAUCAUUAACGAAAAACACAGAUGCAUUAGACACUGAAAAGAGUCUGUUGGAGACUGUUGCUCAGGUUGAACAUUUAGACGAUGUAGAAAACCAGACAUUAGAGUGUGUACAACAGACUGAUGAAUCAAAUACUGAAGUUUCUUUGGAAACAGAUGAGAUCAGUACCAUUGACGUGUUAAACCACCAGACACCAGACCCUCCAAAAGAAGCUACAGAGGUUGGUUCCUCUAUUGAGCAGGACCACUGCACUGAAGACUCAGCUGUUGCAGAAGAUCCUGAACAUAAAACCAGUCAAUAUGAUCAGGAAAGUGAGAUCUCUCUCUGUCCUUCAGCUGAACAACUGAAUGAAUCCAGCAAAGACAAAUCUGAGGAGGAUAUAUCUCAACCCACCCAGCAGAACAGUGAUGAAGAGGAUGGUGAAGAUGAGGAAGGGCAGUCUUUUGAUUUUGAUGACAUGGAUAUUGAGGCUGCUGUAGCAGCAAAUCCCCCUAAAAAACAAGAGGAAGAAGUUGAGGAGGGAGUUGAGGUCAUGUCAGAUGAAAGCCACGAUGGUAGUUCAGAGCUGUGCCAAAGUAAUACUGAGAAAAAUGAAAAUACACAAAACAAGCAAGUUGAAAGUAAUGACGAGAAGAGUACGGUUGAUGUGGGUAACCAGGUUGAGAGACUAGAUAAAGAGUUGGAUACUAUGCCUCAAGACAACCAAAUCUCUUUGGCUCACGAGGAAGCCACAGCAGAUGGGGCAAUGCACAUUAUCGAGGAAGGAAAGGUUUUGAAUGUUGGAGAGUUGGGUGUUGUUGCAGAGAACAUUAACCAGGCAACAUCUUUACCAGUAGAGGAAGGAUUAGAUGCCAUUAAGCAAGAGUUGCAGGGUGACGAUUUGGUUUUACCAAAGAGUGCAGACCAAGUGGCCAGCAAAAAAGAGCCACCGCAGUCAGGGAAAGAUGUGAAGAAGAAUGGCAAGAAAGGCAAAGGCAAGGGCAAAGAGGACUGUAAGAUGUCUUAGUUCAUAGAUGGUAUAUAGUAUACAUUUAUUUGAUGUUCGUUUAAUAGUCUUUGCUUAGCUGUUAACAAAGUGGUCAAAUUAAUAUCUGCAAUACUUCAAAGCACUUUGAUCAUUUCCUAAAUGAACAUUGGUGUAAGUAUGUAUUUAAUUUUUAAAAAUGCUUAUUAACUAUCCAAAGUCCAAACAUCAGUUUUCAUUUAGGUCAUAUGUGCAAAAAUAAAUUCAUUUGUGGAGAGAUAAGGAUGUAAACUGCUAUGUGACGGUAGAUUUUACUAUUCUGCACUUGAUGUAUCAGGCAAAAUGUAUUUAGUUAUUGAUGCACAUUUAUCAUGCUGCUUAUAAUGUUUUGUGAAUAAUAUUGCUUCGCAGUGGCUCUGCAACAGUAUUGCAGACCAUUUGUUCUGCUCUAUGCAAUUCUCAUUCCCUCAACUAACUCUCUUGUGUGUGUUUCACAGGUGUACAAUUAAAAACACACAUGAUAAUUGCUAAUUCUCAUUAAGACUUAAGCAAACCUGCUUUUACAUGUUCAAGCCAUAAUGUUGAAGGUUUAAAUGAAAAAUGCAUGGAAACCCCAUUCUGUUUACAGGAAUUAAAAUGACUGUUGUUUGAUUUAAAUGAAGCAAUUUCCAUCUACAAGGACUCUGAAUUCUAAGGCACAUAAAUGUAUGAUAAAUGCAUGUUUGAAUUUUGUUGCACUUAAUGGAAAAGAGGAAUGUGGUGCCUUAACAAUGAAAUGCCAAUAAAUCCCCUGUUACCAAUUUGAAAUGCAUUUUAGUAAUGAAAUUCCUUGAGUGACAUAAUGAAAAGCAAUGUGUCACCUCUUGGCAAGAAAUGUUACAACCAUCUUUUUCAUUCAGCAUAUUUCUACUUAGAUGUCCAUAUGGACAUACUAUGUGGUCAUAUGGUGUGAAUGUACUUCUACCAGCUGUGUGCUCUUGCACUUACCCUCCUCUCCACAGUUUGUGCAUGCUAACACUCCCCCCUUAUACUGUGCACCAUCACUCCCCCAUGGAUUCCUGCUCUGUUGCAUGCAUCAGUCUCCCACCCUGACCCAGCCCCCCCCCACCAUCUCCUUGGCUCCUCCCAUCCC